AUGGCACCAGAGCUGUACAAAAUCUCUCCUGCCAGUCUGAAGUUUCUCGAGACCCCAGAACUAUGGAAGAUCAUCGAGUCAGACGGUGAGCUCGCACCCCGUGCCAGAGAAAUCGUGCAGAAACGCUUCAUUGACAACAACAUCUACACCGUCCCAAGCGCCAGAGCCUUCAAAAAGCUGACUGACCACUCAUCGGACCCCAUCGCUGACAUUAUCAGGUACGACCGUAUCAAAACGCUAAAGAGCCUCGUCGGCGCCGGUCUCAGCCUCCAGCACUACAGCCGCAGCGGCUGGAAGCUCCUCGGCCUGGCUCUGGCCUCCAAAGCCGAGCGCAUCUCGCGGUACCUCAUUGACACUUCCUCUCCCGAGGAUCUUUGCGGACGCAUAGGCGCUACCAAUGACUGCGAAGACGGCACGUUCCUCUCUCUCGCCGCGACCUGGGAUGCAUCGAUCUUCGCGCGUUUGUGGGACCGCGUUCGACACCUCCCCAGCAAAGAGCGCAGAUUGUCUGACGACGCCAUGUACGCGCUUUGCAAAUUCUGCGAUGCCAGUCUGGCGGAGCUUUUAAUGGCCGAUGGAGUCGAUCUGGCUUCGUUUGUUCAUGGCGCUUCGGGCGAGACGGCCUGGCAUGCGGCGGCGGAGUGUGCCACCGAUCUGGAGUUUCUGGUGUGGAUUGCUGUUCGAUCGCCGGGGACUAUAAAUGAGAGGACAGUUGAUGGUACGACGCCUCUCAUGAAGGCUGCGGCUUGCAAUCGUUUGCCAGAAAUUGUUGUCUUUCUUCUCUCGCGUGGUGCGGAUCGUGCGCUGGGAAAUGAUGCGGGUGCCACUGCGGCCAGUCUAGCGCGGCGGUAUGGUAACCAGGCGUUGGUGGAUUUGCUUACGGACGAAGAGUAG
Aspergillus lentulus is the source of this 894-nucleotide messenger RNA. RefSeq names its product ankyrin repeat domain-containing protein. The record is from RefSeq and is a predicted model, not a curated record. NCBI's taxonomy places the organism in Eukaryota, Fungi, Ascomycota, Eurotiomycetes, Eurotiales, Aspergillaceae. Gene Ontology annotation, molecular function: protein binding.